UGUCUACCUCCAUCGCGAAUGACGCGAGCCGAACGCGUUUCCCGCCGUCCCGGCUGCUGCACAAACGAUUUAUAUUCUAUUACGGCAUAUAUAUAUUUUAAAGCAGUUUGUCGGUAUUCCGGUUCCGAGCUGCCCAAACGAUUGCCGCAGAUGACCACGUCCUGCAAGACGUCCGGUUACGUUUUUUUCGCCGGCUCACACGCACGUUACACACCACACGUCAUAGUCGUCGUCGCAGUCGUUUAACAUAGCGUUCAGUCGCUCGUUUACCGUUGUCGCGUCCGUUGCGCCCCUCGUGGUCACUGCUAAAAUUUACCCGAUCGUCCACCGGCAAAUAUAUAUAUAUUUAUACAUAAAUAUAUCACCGCGAUACAGUAAUAAACGGCGUCGUCGUGUUUUAAAAAUCAAUUUUAUUUUUAUUUUUGAUUUGGUCGUCGGUUUAAUGCCGAUCAGUAUACAAGACCUGUGACGAAAAUUCAAAAAAAUUUAACAGAACGCCGAGUAUACUUUACUCCUCUUCCAAGCCGCACAAUCUCUAUCUCAAAAUGGUUUCGACCCGACUGACGGCGAUGGUUAUCGUGGUCUGGUGCUGUACAAUGACCGCCUCGGAACAAUACUGGAAGUGGCACAAACCGUACACAUGGAACAGUUCUCCAAAAUUGAACUUACCGACGCACUCGGCCGUCUACGGGAAACCACUACCGCGGCCUUACUCAGCUGUUCACGAGAAACCACGAGACCGUUGUGAACUGCGCAAGGCGGUCUUCACUCAGGAUGCUGAAUCGCCACAGUAUAUCGUCUACAAGACCAAAAUUCCAGACUUGAAAGAAUUCACGCUGUGCCACUGGCACAACAUUUUCAACUACACGCACGAUCAACCCAUAUUCUCAUACUCGCAUGCUGGUAAAUCCCGUGUUAUAUAUUCAUGGAUCGAAAACAAGCCCGACAAGACAUAUUACUCGUUGGCCAUCAACGGACACACCAUUUACAGAAUUAAUUACCCGGAGAAGUUGUUCAAAUGGUAUCAUGUGUGCCAGUCGUGGAACGGUCACACGGGCGAGUGGCAGCUGUGGAUCAAUUCCGAAAGAGUGGGCAGAGGAUUUUACAACUUGAUGGCUGGAAAGAAGAUUAAGGGCGGUGGCGUUGCCAUUAGCGGACGGGAGUACUUGGAUCAAGCGUUGGCCAUCCACUACCCGGCGUACUCUGGAGAACUGACAUUGGUAUCGCUGUACAAGGCGGCGUUGACGGCGGGCAAGGCGUACAACGAUCACAAGCAUCAUCACGUGCACAACUUCCAUCACGGAUACGACGAGUCAGUGGACGAGGCCGAGACUGAGGCACCGCCCACAUUACCCCCCGGACCGGAAGCCACGAGGCCACCACACUUGGCGCACGGCGGACAGUUCGCCAACGGUCAACGGCUGCCUAUGUUACCGGUGCCGACGACCAGCAGCCCGGCUCAGCAGGAAUCGAUGUUCCCGCAUCUACCGCCGCAACCGCAACUUCCGCUUUUCGACGGCGGACUGUACGACUUUUACGACGCGCCGGCUGUCGACGAGACGUUCCGCGUAAAUCUGUUGGACAAGCGCGACGACAACCGCCGUAGCAGCAACGCCGAGACCCGUUACAAGCGUUGGAGUCCUUUGUUCCGGCGGCCGACGUCCUAUGUCACUCCCGCCGCCGUCGAAGAACGGAACGCCAGGUCUGACGGUGGGUCGCACGACCGGAAGUACGAACCGGCCGAGUGGGAGGUGUCCAAAGUGGCCAGCGUGUGCUCGGCCUGCGUGACAGACCCGUUCGGCGCGGCUUCCGUCCUCUCCUGGCACGAUACCCGCAAACAGUUCUACAAUGGCGUUCACUAUUUGCCCGCUCUGCCGAAAUGCUAUGCGUUUUGACGAGAUGAUUUGCGCUCAAGUCAUCGAACCAUUUCCGCCACCUAUUUACCGACCCUAUCACCUACCGCCGACGCAAUAUCGCCAUACACUUUAUUAUAGCGCGGUGGUUGGUGGGUGGGACGUCGACCCGGGGUGCGAUACUGUACAUACUUAUACAUAAUAUUAUUUUAUUAUUUUUGUUAUUUUUAAUAGUGUGUAGAGCUUAAAAUACAAUUUUAUGCCUUGGAACCUAAAAUAAAACUAAGAUAAGCCGUACGUGACGGCCGAGUUGCGCUUUGGGAUCUAAAAUCAUAUAUAUUUCCAAAAUUAAAACAAAAAAAAAAAAAAAAAAUAUGAAAUAUGUUGUAUAAUAUUGAAAAUAAGUUUUUCUGCGAAAAUAAAUUCAGCGAUUUCGCGUAAACCAAUUUUAAACGUUAAAGAAGUUAAAAAAUUGAAAAACCAUUCAGUGAGCGAAAUCAAGUGUGGCGCAUUAUGCAAACAGGCCACCCGCAGGCAAUAGUAUAAGACGUGUUAUUUAUUUAUAAGCCGUAUUCCUCUAUGUUUUAUAGUCGUACAAUAGAACAGCGAUAAAAAAAAAAAAUAUUAAAAUCGAUUUCGGUCCCUUUUCGCAAGUUUAUUAUAUGAUAUAACGCAUAAUUAUUAUCACCUAUAAUUUAAUCCUGAUCCCCGACAAUGUAAUAUAGAGGUAGAUAGUAAUUUUGCUCGGAUUUCAUACAAUUUGGAGUCGAAGUAAAGACUGUAACUACCCCGUACAUGCUCAAAAUUAAUUAUUGUUGUUAUUGAAAAAUGUAUUCCAUCCAUAUAAUACCGUUCUGACGCUUGUUUUUUAUUUAAUACACACAAAAUAUUCUCGGACACGUCUUGUUUAUAUUUAGGUCAUAUAGGCGGACAAAGAUAUUCAAUGAUAAAUUCCAAAAUUUCAUCAUUGCCGUUUACAACAAAACACCGACAUAGAAAGCCUUUUUAUUUCUUUUUAACUAUAUUAUAAUGCUUAGAAAUACUUAUGAAAUCAAGAUAUAAUAUCUAUAAUUCGUUAUUUUCCCCUAUGUAUCACAUGAUAUAAUUAUAUAAAAAUAUAUUCCAGGUGAAUUAAAAAGUAUGUAAAUCCAAUUUUUCUUCAAUAAUACAGUUAUUAAAAAUCUGAUUGAUAGCAUUUUUAAAUACCUAUACUAAGGCAAUUUUUGUUUAAUUCUUGAAAUUAUUAUAUACUACUUAAAAAGUGUGCUAUAUACAGUUACAAACUUUUGUUUACAAAUGAAAAUCUCCUAUUUUACUGUGAAUAAUUUAGUAUAGGUACAUCCUAUUAGUAUUAAUAAGUAUCACAAUUUAAAUUAGGACAACAAGUAGUAUUUGAGUACUAAAUAGUAAUAGUAGUAGUAUUUAACUUUAUGUGCUAAGGAUCAGGUGCACGAUAAUGGGUUUGAAAAAUAUGGGGAUUGUAGAGUUUAGAAAAUUUUAGUAAUGAAUAUUAGUUUGUUAAUAUUUAUAAUUACUAAAAAUAGUCAAAGUAUAAUAUAUACUAGAUUCGAUAUUUUAUAUUUUUGUUAAUCCAUUUUUAAGAACUAUUAUCCUUAGUAUAAAAAUUUAAAUUAUCGAAAAACUACUACCUUUUUAGAUACAUUAAUAUUUUAAAAACAAUUAUCUAGUAAAUAAUUUAUAGUAAAAAGGGCGGUUUUCAUUAAAAAAAACUGAUUUUUUAUAGUCGCAAGACAAUUUUUAAGUAAAACAAAAAUUUUUAGAAAUUCACUAUUAAAAGAAAAAUGGGGUUGAGCAUGCUUAGUGAAACACCCUUCUAUAUUAUAUAGAAUAUACAGGUGUAUAGAUUGGACAUAUUGAUAUUUUCCUUUCUACGCGUACCUUUUUUCUUAAUAGAAUGACGUGCCAUGCGCCAUAAAAUUUAGUCUAUAGUCAAUCAAAGGCUUUGAUCGAACUUUAGGGUUCGCUCUAUUCACCCAUAUCAAUUGAACAAAAAGGCCAUAUAAAUUAUACCCGAUAAAUCUCUAAAUCUAUUUAGUGCUACAUAUACAUAACAAUCGAUUGGAUUCGAAAUUACAGAACUAUUAAAAGAGAUCUAUUUUAAUGGUAAUAUUUCUGUUAAUAAAUUAAAUUUUCAAUAUUUAUUAUACAAUUUAUAAAAAUAUAAUAUGACAAACAAUAAAAAUCAUUUUGGCACAAAAAAUAAGAAUGACGUGGUACAAUAGCUAUAUAUUUUAUCGUUGUAUCAUAUAUUUAAUAUGUAUUAAGCGAUUUUGUAACAAUUUUUAUUAUUUAUAUAAGGAUUAAAUUAUAAUAAUAUUUUUUUUUAGAUUAAGUAUGUAAUAUUAGUUGAAAGUAAUUGUAUAACUGUGAUAUUGUUACCGUAUAUAUAAUGAAUAAAAUAAUAAAUUGUAUGUAUAAACAUGAUAAAA
Molecule: messenger RNA, 4303 nt
Organism: Aphis gossypii (cotton aphid)
Lineage: Eukaryota; Metazoa; Arthropoda; Insecta; Hemiptera; Aphididae
Exons: 5
Coding region: 546-1895 (449 amino acids)
Source: RefSeq, a predicted model, not a curated record